Messenger RNA from Camelina sativa (false flax), 1513 nucleotides. RefSeq lists its product as uncharacterized. The record is from RefSeq and is a predicted model, not a curated record. Gene Ontology annotation, molecular function: syntaxin binding. Lineage: Eukaryota; Viridiplantae; Streptophyta; Magnoliopsida; Brassicales; Brassicaceae.
AUUCCGUCAGAUAUUUAUUUGGGUUUAUUUCAAUCAAUCUCUCAGCUCAUUGAUUCGUAAAUAAGGUUUCCUCCAGAUCCAGGGAGGGGAUUCAAAAAACAAAAUGGAGGAGUCACCGCACUCGAAUUUGCUUCCGGAAGUCGAUUCUUUACCCGAUGGAUUCGUCGACGGCGCUACAGAGCCACCACCUCUCAAUUCUCCCAAGACCCAGGAAGAAACUUGUAUCACAACAACAACGAACCAUGAAGCUGUUGCCGUCGAGAAAGCAGAGAAGCCGAGAACUUUCCCCGUUCCCUUGUGUGAAACAGAUGGUAAUGAUGACGACGACGUAGAUGACCUAAUUCAAGAUUCGAGCAAGCUUAGCUUAGAGCAUAAAGAAGAAGAAGAAGAAGCUUCUCCUCCUGUUUGUCAAACAUUAUCAGAAGGGUCAACUCAAAAUCCAACCUUUUCUAAGGAAACAGACUCGACUCAGAGUAUGGAUUCGCUCAAACCCAAGAAACAAGAGACGGUUGAGACUAAGCGUAAGGGUUCAAAGAAUAUGUUUAAAUCAGAGAAAGAGUUUCUUGAAUUCAUGCUCAAGUAUCAGCAAGUACUUUCUGAAAGAGAUUCUGCUAUUACUGUCCGUGAUAAGCUUGAGUCGCUUUGUAGAGAGUUACAACGUCAAAACAAACUGUUGAUGGAAGAAUGCAAGCGGGUGUCAACUGAGGGACAGAGUUUAAGAUCAGAUUUAUCGACAAAGUUCCAGGAUGCAAUAAAGGAUGUGAGCAUUAAGUUGGACGAGCAAAAGGAUGAAAGCCUCGCACAACUAAAAGAAAAUGAGAUGUUGAGGACGAAGUUGAAGCACCUGGCUGAUCAAUAUACACUUUCAGAACAACAACAUGAGCAAAGAUUGAAGCAGAAGACACUUGAGCUACAGAUCUCUGCUUUAAAAAUUAAACAGCAUGAGGAGAAACUCAUCCAUGAACAGUCUCAGAUGAAAGUUUAUGCAGACCAAGUUUCUCAGCUUUUAUCUACUGAGAAAAAUUUGCGGUUGCAGCUAACUGCUGAUGGAGAUAAAUUCCAGCAGUUCCAGGAUGCGUUGGUGAAGAGCAACGAGGUGUUUGAAACAUUCAAACAAGAAAUUGAUAAGAUGUCAAAAGCAAUCAAAGAACUUAGGAAAGAAAACGCAUUCUUGAAGAGCAAAAGUGAGAAGUCUGAUAUCACUCUCAUUGAACUCGUUGAAGAGCGUGAAAGAUUGAAGAAACUGUUGGAGAAGACUAAGAAACAGAAAGAUAAACUUGAGUCGCUAUGCAGAUCCCUUCAAGCUGAAAGAAAACAGAAGGAAACUAACAGUGCCGAUUCUGCUGCAGUUCAACCAUGAAGCAGAGAAAGACUAUGAAUUAAGUUUUUUUGCUUGUUUGCUUUGUCAGAGUUGAACUAAUUAGCACUUCAGUUUAUUAUUUUUAUUUAUUAAAAAACUGCAUUAGACACCAAAUUCACUUGACAAUGUCAUAUAACAUCAAAUGAUUCUGCC